CCUCCUCCCACUUUUUCUCUCUCUCGAAUAGUAUUUUCGCAUCCUCCGCAAAAUGGCAGGCAUCGUCUCCGCCGCCAACCUGGGGGGUGUCGCCGACCCGCGCCUGGGCAACGAAGCCGACCUCAUUGGCACCGAGGCCGAACACGGCAUCAUCGUCGACGACCACAGCCAGCAUGGCCACCCCGGCAGCAAGGAACGGUCGCUCCACACCAUCCCCGCCCCCGUCAUGCACGGCUCGAACAACAUCUACCUCGACUCCAGCAUCUCCUUCGAGAACUACCUGUUCUGGGCCAAGCGCUCCCGCGAGUUCGAGAAGCAUAUCCGCACCGACAACCAGGGCUUCCAGCACUUGUGGAAUGUGAUGCUGGGGCGCAAGCAGAAGGGUCCAGUCGAGGGUGCGGUUGCGGCUGGGGAUGAGAAGGCUGCGAUGUCGGAGAAGGCGGAUUCCGGGGAUGGGUAUGGGGGCGAGCGAGAGGGGAACGGCGAUCAGUAUGGCAUUACCGAGACGGAGUGGGAGCUGGCCCAGCGGGCCGCGAGAACGGCAACCUGGGGCUCGAUUUUCUAUCUGAUCACCACCGAUAUCCUGGGUCCGACGAACGUGCCUUGGGCGAUUAGUGAAAUGGGUUACGGCCCUGGUUUUGCGUUGUAUACGGUGUUUGGUGUCAUGGCAUACUAUUCCGGAAUGCAGCUUUGGAAGAUCUUCAACGGUCUCGAUUCAACCCGCUAUCCCAUGCGCAACUACGGCGAUGUAGCCUUCCGUAUCUUCGGCCCCAUUGCUCGCAUCGGCGUCAACAUUCUUCAGAGCUUCCAGUUCUUCCUGAACGUGACCUUGCUGAUUGUCAGCAACGGUCAGGGGUUGGGUCAAAUGGCUGCCGGAGUGAAUGGCACGGGAAAACUAUGCUUCAUCGUGUGUGAGGUCAUCUUCAUGCUCCUCGGCUUCGUUCUAGGACAGAUUCGGACCUUGCAGCGCUUGUCUUGGCUAUCGAACCUGGCCAUCUGGAUGAACUUUACAGUGAUUCUCAUCACUAUGGGCGUCGUCUACGUAUACCCCCCCACCGACAGUGUCGCCAGCUCUACCAACCUCAAUCCCGAACCCAUUCGGACCAGCGCCAACUGGCCGGCGGACGGGACUCUGUACACCCGGAUGACGGCGGUGAUGAACUGUGUCUUCGCCUACGGUGGAGCCACCCUCUUCAACGAGCUGAUGGCCGAGAUGCGGCGCCCCUUCGAUUUCUGGAAAGGCUUCAUCUGCGCCGAGGUUUUCAUCUACGUGUGCUACCUCGUCGAAGGAAUGGUCGUCUACAACGCGCAGGGCCAGUAUACCUUCAACCCGGCCUACCAGGGAAUCCCCGACUCCGCUUACAGCUACCAAACCGGCUGUAACGCCCUCUCGCUCAUCUCAGGCGUGAUCGCGGCUCUGUUGUACGGCAACAUCGGCAUCAAGGUCUUCUACGCCUCGGUCCUGCGCGACGUCUUCCACUUCCCGCCGCUGGAUCACCGGACCGGGAAACUGAUCUGGAUUGCUCUUGUCCCGAUCUACUGGUGCCUCGCCUGGGUCGUCGCCGCCGCCAUCCCGCAGAUCAGCAACCUCACCUCCUUCGUCGGCGCGCUCUGCAUCCUCCAGUUCUCCUACACCUUCCCGCCCAUGCUCCUCGUCGGGUUCAACGUGCAGAAGGACGCCAUCCUGCCCGAGGAGACCUUCGACCCCCACACGGGCGAGACGAAGCGCGUGGACUCCGGGUGGAAGCGCUGGGUCCGCGGGUACCGUCAGCAGUUCGCCCGGAAUACCUUUGAUGUGCUGUACUCGUUGGCCGCGUUGGGCACGGCGGGGCUGGGGCUGUGGGCGUCGAUUGUGGCGAUGGAGGCGGAUUUCAAGGGAUCGCCGUUGACGCCGUUCACCUGUACGAACCCGGCGGGUUAGGGAUGCUCUGUCCUGUACCCGGCUCUUGAGAGAAGGCAGGCGUGGCGAGCAGUGGGAUGCAUGGGCUGUAUGUUAUGCUAGAUGUGGAAUUGGCUUUCGUUCGGC
Messenger RNA from Aspergillus japonicus CBS 114.51, 2026 nucleotides. Its product is annotated as putative amino acid transporter. Bases 53 to 1921 code for a protein of 622 amino acids. The record is from RefSeq and is a predicted model, not a curated record. NCBI's taxonomy places the organism in Eukaryota, Fungi, Ascomycota, Eurotiomycetes, Eurotiales, Aspergillaceae. The transcript is spliced from 12 exons.